UAGGAGUCAGAGUCCACUUCUGAACUCCAGAACUUCACCUUUAACUCUGCAACGACGUGUUUUCAACAUUUAAGGAGCUCCGCGUUCUGCCUGGAUCAUUGAUUUAGUUAUUUGCAGGGUGCUGAAUGACCCUGGAAGUUUCCACCUGGGAGCGAGAUGGAGAAUAUCUCUCAUACACUGCCACCCUCGUCACCAUGUCUUUCCACUUUUGAGGGGUCCCUACCUUUCUCCUCCUCGCCGCAGCAGACCUGCUCAGAGGGCCGUGUUUCACUCCCACUUUCACCUAUUUCGUUCCCCCCGUCGCCGACCUCGCUUUCUCCAGCAACAGCAGAGUCAAUUCACUCUUCCUCGCCUCUGUCACACUGCACAGCCUCUCACUGCCUCGAAGGACGACUCACACAGUGCCUCAGCCCGGCGAACAUAUCUGACCAGGAUGACCUGACCUGCCUCAACUGGCUGCAUCAGAGGGGCAACCUGCUACCUCUGCAGUCCCUUCAUAAGAUGACACCACUGACUCAGCUAGAGUCCUCUGUGCCUCCCCGUCCCCUUCCUCCUGCCUCGUCCAAGCCACCGUACUCCUUCAGUAGUCUUAUUUUCAUGGCAAUAGAAGACUCGCCUGACAGGAGGCUUCCAGUGAAGGACAUCUACGAUUGGAUUGUGAAUAAUUUCCCCUUCUACCGGACAGCCUCUGGAGGCUGGAGGAACUCUGUCAGACACAACCUGUCCCUGAGCAAGAGCUUCCGUCGUAUUCAAAGGGACAAGAGCCAGUCAGUGGGUAAGGGAUCGCUGUGGUGUGUGUGUUCAGAGUAUCGGCCGGCGCUCCUCGAGGUGCUGAGGAAGACCCACAGUUAUCACAGCACCAACAUCAAUCUGUUAAACAAGCCUGCACUGUUGGAGGGAGCUGAAUUUGUGGUGCCUGCAGUGUGCGACUCUAUUGAGAUGUCAGAUCCUCUCUCUCAUGCCCUCUUCCUCUCCACACCGUCAUCCCAAAUCCUGACCAACGAUAACCCAACGUUCUCCGACAACCCACCGUGCCCUUUGACCCCAGAUCACGAGGAGCUUGUGACCAUGGAGUCGGUUGAAUACCAGCAGGGGGAGGUCAGUGAGGACAUGGAGAAGGACCCCCUGUCAGACAGCGGGUACAUCGAGCUACACUACUACCAGUCUCACCAGUACCAGUACCUGGUGCUGCCGGGUGACACAGAGUUGGACCUGGAGACCGUGGAGAUCCUUCAGCUCGAUGCCGAGGCCCAGGAGGCUGCCGGGUCACUGCUGGACCUGGCAGGCGGUGGAUAUUAAUGUUACAUCAACAUUUAACAAGCACAACCAAAAGAAAGCUUCAAUCCAUCGUAAGCACACGCUCCAACAAAGAAACAUAAAUAGGGAUUUAUGUUUAAAAGUCUUAAGUGAUAAUGGAUGGGGGGAUGCUGAUGUAAGUUGGCUGCUUCAUCCUGAGACGUUGACGCUGCCCUAAGGCUUGUUUUGUAGUUAGGUAAAUAAUAUAGCUCAAAUUUCUAAUGGACUAUUAAUAAUAUGGGUCAUAUUACUUAAUAUAUGUUCAGGCACUUUCAAUGCAAAAGCUGAAUUCACCACCAUACAAUACCAUACAAUGACUACAUGGACAAA
Messenger RNA from Anarrhichthys ocellatus (wolf-eel), 1626 nucleotides. Its product is annotated as forkhead box protein N2-like. Gene Ontology annotation, molecular function: cis-regulatory region sequence-specific DNA binding; DNA-binding transcription factor activity. Gene Ontology annotation, cellular component: nucleus. The transcript is spliced from 5 exons. Gene Ontology annotation, biological process: regulation of DNA-templated transcription. The record is from RefSeq and is a predicted model, not a curated record. The coding region runs from base 157 to 1299 and encodes 380 amino acids. Lineage: Eukaryota; Metazoa; Chordata; Actinopteri; Perciformes; Anarhichadidae.